GUUUAUUGUUAAUUACGCGGCCUUGCCACCGCAUUUUCGAGAAGUUACAAAACUACCCUUCCCCCAUAUGCACACUAAAACGAAAAAUAAAAAAAAUCAACGUUCACAAGUUUCGAACCCAGGUCCACGGGUUCGUACCCGACAAACAGCCAGCAUUUUGGCCAGUUAGGCUACUGGCACAUCUUACUUUAUUUAACCAUCUCGUUUAUGUUUAUUAUUUAAAAUGCUUAAUACGAAAUAUGAAAUACGGAUUAAGUUAGUGUUGCUUCUUGUCGUGUACAUCGAAUUUCUUCUUAAUGAUUAAAAUUCUUGCAUUCAUAUUAGUAACAUCAUAAUAAUCUAAAUGAAGUUUUAUUAACAAAAAUUAAAAUGCGAAAAUUAACGUUCAGUGGAACGUGGUAAAGUUAUAAUUAUAACGAUUAAGUUCAAGCGAACUACGUGGACUUUGAUCCCGUCUUACGGGUACGUAGGCAACCGAUAAGGUUCGAGUCCAAUUAAUCAACUAACUUUAUCUUUAAAUUUUUACGUCAGUGGGCGUAUAAUUAAAUUACAACUAAUAUGAUUAAAUCAUUAAAUGGUCCAGCGGGACCCCUAAAAAUUGAAAAAUUAUUACUAAAAACACACCCAAUUAAUAUAAAACUUAUCAAACUUAAGUAGUACCGAUUUAGGGCGUUGUGGGGGUGUUGCUUAACUUCCCCACACGUAACCGUACUCCCGAACCCAUAUCUCUUAACUGCAGACCAUAUCUCGGUUCUGACCCUAAGGUUAGAGCCGACCGAAGAGUGUUCGAUCCACUCCAAGUAAGAUCGAUGGCGACUCCCAAAAUGCCGACGCGACGACAUUCGGACCCCCGGACGGGACGGUUGCGACAGUUGGCGACUCCGCUGGGGACUUUGAGAGUCGAACUACAGAACUAAGUUCGAUAAGUUUUCUAAUUUUCUAUUACGUGUUGGGUGUUUACUUUACUAUUUGCGCAAUUAUAUUUUCGCAUUUAAAUUAUGCAUUCAUGCAUGAAAGCUCUAUACCCGAGCUAUCCCAUUAGAAACGGAAAAGGAGUACCGUGACUUUCACAGUGGUGGUAGUCACGCAAAACUUUCCAACCAAGUUGAACUCAGAUCCGAGGAUGAUCUUGAGGUAUCCAACCAGCUCGUAAGGGCUAUGGCAGGAUACAACUUGGGGACCAAAUCCCUAGGAAUUCCUCUGCGAGCAUGUAGUAAGCAUAGAGGCCUCCCUAAACCGUCCAAAAUAAUCCCGAAACAACCCUAGCACCACGUCAUUAUGCCCUCUGAAAGCCCUAGGUUUUCCCAAAUAGUGCUAUAUUUUUAUUAUCUAUAUAUGUAUGUUUUCUACUGACGUGAUAAUUUGUGGUAUGUUUUACCAAUCGCGAUAUAUUUAUUUGUGAGAACAAUAUGAAUUUUCUUUUCUUCUUUGAAAAAAAAAGGAAACUCAUAAGCAUCAUUCUCUUUUUGGGUUUUCGCUUAUGCAUUCAAAAUAAAUCUUGAGAACAUUUUCAAAAUGCACGUGCAUCCAAUGAAUCAUCUGUGCAUCUGUGCAUCGCAUAAGCAUCAUACAUACUCUCCAUUACUCAUUCAAGUCAAUUUAAUAAAAAUAAUUGGUCAGGGUUCCUUAAAAUUGCUCGUCCACAAGGAAAGAGUCAAGACUUCAAGUACUUAACUAGAUCCAAGCUCGAGGUCGUCAUGGAGGCAUUUCAAAAGGAGUUGAACGACAUCAAAGGAAAGCUGACCGGUUUUGACGAGAAGCUAGUGGGGUUCGAUGAGAAACUAACGGGCUUCGAUGAGAUGAAAAGCCAGCUCAACACAAUAGUGAGCAUAUUGUCCAGAAAAGGGAAGGAGGUUGCAACGAACGAGGAAGAAAUCGUAUUUGACGACGACGAUCACUAUGAGCAACCUCAGGGAAACGUCUCAGGCAGUAAAUUCAUUCUCAUACCUUCGAAGAACACAGGCGACAAAGGUGAUAUUGGGUCAUCAAAGCAUGACAAAUCCGGAGAACCCGAGAAGCAAGAAGAACAUAAAAUCGAAGCUAUGCUAGAAGAAAAAUUAGAACACAUUAAUGAACGAAUAAGAAGCAUAGAAGGAGUUGAGUCGUACGAGCCUAUGGAUGCAUCACAACUAUGUCUAGUCCCGGAUGUCGUGAUUCCUCACAAAUUUCAAAUGCCAGAAUUUGAAAGAUAUAAUGGCACCACUUGCCCAAAAAGUCAUCUGGUCAUGUACUGUAACAAAAUGGCCAACCAUAUCCGAGAUGAAAGGCUAAUGGUACAUUGCUUCCAAAACAGCCUGAGUAGUUCUGCCCUACGAUGGUAUAUGCAACUAGAGAAAACAAAAGUGAGAAGAUGGCAAGACCUCGCUGAUGCAUUCAUGAGGCACUACAAGCAUAACCAGGAUCUGGCUCCAGACCGAGAAGACCUGAGGAAUAUGGAAAAGAAUGAAAAAGAAUCUUUCAGGGAAUAUGCUCAAAGGUGGAGAGAGAAAGCUGCGGACGUUCAACCUCCUCUGUCAGAAAAGGAGAUGGUGUCAAUCUUCUUCGGAACACUAAGGGCUCCAUACUACAACAACAUGGUCGGAAUUACGACGACCAACUUUGCGGAUCUGCUUGUAAUCGGAGAGCGAAUAGAAAAGGGUUUGAAGCAAGGUCGGAUGGAAACCCCAGAAGCCUCUAAGAAACCACACCAAGCCCGAAGAGGAGAAGCAGAUGUCCAUUAUGCUCAAACAGAAUUAUCCAGAGGAAGAAGGUGGGAUCAUCAACCUCAGGCCAAUCAAGCCCAUCCAUGUGUUGCAAGUGCUGCAAUAAUUAAUCAACGUCCAACUUUUCCUACUCAACGAUCCAUCCAGAGCCCGACACGAGUCGCACCACCACCAAAUAACCAAAAUCAGAAUAAUUAUGAGAGAUUCAGGAAACCCAUCCAAAUCGAUCCUAUUCCUAUCACAUACACUGAACUUUUUCCUCAGCUAAUUCAAGGUAACCUAAUCUCCCCAAUACCAUGUGAACCUAUGAAACCUCCUUAUCCAAAUUGGUUCAAAACAGACCAGCAUUGUGCUUACCACUCGGGAGUAGCAGGACACUCAACUGAGGAUUGCAGAUCGCUCAAGAUCAAGGUCCAACAAAUGAUGAAUACUGGUUGGUUAAAGUUUGAUGAUGAGCCAAAGCGUCCGGAUGUCAACAAUAACCCACUGCCAACUCAUGGGAAUUAGUAGAUAUACUACAAGGCAAAGCUCGAUUUAAGGAUGAUGUUGAUCCUACCUAGUAAAUAAAAUAUCGAGAUAAUUUGCUUUAGCAAAAUAUGUAUCACUUCUGCUUUUAUCAUAAUAAAUAAAAGGUCUUUCAUGUUUCGACCUCUUUGGAGCAUUGUGUGACCACUAUCGAUCUAAAUUUAAGAGUUUGCAUCAAUGUUUUUAUCAAAAUCAUGAAUGCCACUUCGGAUCCUUUUCUUUUUAAAACGGAUUUAUCUUCUACAAAAAUGAAAGCCAUCAAAAUCCAGUUUUAUUUUCAAGCUAAGCCAUGAGAUUGUCAUGCCAAGAAAAUGUGAGCACCCCACUGGUGCUGAGAUUUGGGACACUCCACUGGCGUCGAGCAAUUAUCAACACCAUGCUACUGUCCUAAUUUUGAACACCCACUGGUGUUACGAGUGUACUUGUUUUGCUAAAAUCGAGAGGUGAACACCCUACUGGUGUCCAUGAAUUAUGUGAGCUAAUAGUCAAAGGGUGUAAUGAGUAUACGACAUCAUGCUAUUUGUAGAAACUCGUCACCAUUGUAGUAGACUUUUGCCAACAAAUUGAGGUUUAGUUUGCGUGAAGUCAAGUAGCCAAAUCCCGAUGCACGGGGAGCCUAACAUUACUAUCAUAGCAAGUAAAUCCUCACAGAGUCUCAUGACUAGAAUAUCGAGGAAGAUCAAGGACAUAAUUUAUCAUGCAAAGGAUUCACACCAAGAAAGCAGUCUUAUCCUCGAUUCGAGAGCUUACCUCCUUACGGACGGAGCGUCUAUUAAACUCACACGUCAAAGUCCGAUCGUGAGAUAUUUGCGCAAUACCGGCAAGCAAAUGGCGUCAGCAUCCCUACUUUUACCAAAAAGAAUAGCCAAUUUAAUCUAGUUAUGGAGAAGUGGCACUCACAUCAUCGAUCAUCAAGAAGACUCUCUACCUUUCGAUAAUCGUCCUACCAGAUACAAGUGCUAGAUCAGGGAAAAUGUGAAACACAUAUGGGGCAUGACAGAGUCCAGUAAGUCCCACACAUACAAAACAAAGAAAAGAGACAAAAGAAAAACAAACAAAAUGUCGUGGGACUUACAAUCUAGGUGCCCCCGGUUUAGCAUUUGAAGUACCAAAUACCUGCACCAAGCCAAAGUCUUGCCCGAUCAAUCUCAAGAUACGACAAGAAGGACCUUCAAACAGUAAACUGUGAUGAUAAGAAAGUCGUUCUAGCCAAAACCCAUCAUCCAAAGUACUCAUCAUUUUGAGAGAAAGCCAGAAGCUGAAAAUCCACAACAUUCAAAAUUUAGAGGCCAAACAAGGACCUCGACAAGUCCCAAGCCAGAUUGCAUUCACGAAAAUCACAGCCUCGGCUAGAGAAAAAUACUGGGGGGCAAAUCCAGCUGAGAAUACAUUCUGAGAAAAUCCACCAGUAUUUUCGAACAAGACUUUGUCAGCAAAUAGAUCCAGAUAAUAAGUGGUUCUUAAUCCAUCAAGUCAAUCCCAUACUUUGGGGGCAAAUCCAAAAUCCCUCUACAAGAAGCUUUAUACAGAUAUUGUCGAACUACACCUCAAGAACAAGGAGACUCGUAUCCUCAAAGUCAUAUCGGAUAAAGGCCUCUUUCAUGGGAAACUAAGAACGUUAGUGACGAAGCCAUAUGCAGGUCUCCUAAAGCAAUCAUACCAAGGGCUUCCAUAUUUGAGUAAAUCAUCAUAAGGAACACAUUUGGCCACAACAUAAAGCCGACAUCUCAAGGUGACCAGAAUCUUAAUGGUAGCUGAAGUGUCGUACACUCAAAUCACCUAUAGGAAUGAGUGAAGAGCGAAAUCCAAAGCAGGAGUGAGAGCGAUCAAAAUCGAAGGAAAGCGUGAGAGCGAGGGCUUACUGAUAUUCUCAUGGCUUGGCUUACAUUUCUCUUAGAAAACCAAAUUUGGCAAUAUGACAACUACCACAUAAAAACGGUUUUGUCCA
This is a messenger RNA of Linum trigynum, 5175 nucleotides long. The record is from the annotation of a GenBank genome assembly. NCBI's taxonomy places the organism in Eukaryota, Viridiplantae, Streptophyta, Magnoliopsida, Malpighiales, Linaceae.